UUCGUGUUCUGCAGAAGAAGGUCAUACAGGUUUGAAAUAACAAAAGUAAAUGGUUACAGAAUUUUCAUUUUUGGGUGAAUUAUCAUUGCAAAUAGAAAUGCUGGCCACAUAGACAUUUAUAAAGACUGAUAGUAAAAAUCAACACUAUUUUUGCAUUGCAAUGGUGGAGCUGUGUCGGGAAAUCCGGGCACAAUCACAGCCUGUCAGAAUUACUGUAAAAAAUGAAUAAUAACCUCAUAAAAAAAAUCAUGUUUCAUUCUAUAGCAAGUAUUACUUUCAAAAUAAACUUUCUUUCUGUUUGAGAAUGUAAAUAAAGAAUCACAGCUUAAAUGUUUUCUCUGCCGGUUCUGUUCAAUGCAUCAAGCUCAGAUUUUUGUCUGCUAAUGACUGUAGCAACACGAAAUGAUUUCGAGCCAUUUCUCACUAUAGACUUUGUGUGUUUGAUGUUCUACACCACAAAUUUCACAUCAGCCAACCUAACCGGCCUUUGUUCAGUUAAUUAAAAUCACUCUCUUGCAUAGAUUAGAAAUCAGCCUAUUUGUACUUUAAUUUACAUCGAUUGUGCUGAAUUGAUAAAAGAAAUAAAGUCGAUUUACAUUUGCAAAGACUUACUAGAUGUUGGCUAAAACAAGACCAUGGUUAAUAGUAACCUAUUUUAAUUUUCAUCUAAACAUUUCAUUCAGAAUGUUCACAACUGUAAAAAAGAAUACGUUGGGUUUUGUAAUCCAACUCAUUGUGUUUUUACACAAUGGCUUUAUAGUCAUAUAUGAUUAAUUGGCCUUGAUCGAAAACACAUUUGAGUUUUAAAAUGUUGUCUAUCCUUGGUACAUUUUUUAAAAUCAGCUUUAACUAUCGCUGUACAAUGUACAACACUGUUUAAAUCAGCUCAUUUUAUGUAAAAAAAAAAAAAAAUGUCACAUGCAACCAAGCGCACGUACAGGUGUGAAAUGAUUUGUGCCAAGGUGUAUAACAAAUGCUAUUAGACUUGUGGACACCUUUUAUGAAUAACCAUUACACGGAUUUGGAAAACAAUUGUUCUCGUUUUUUUUUCUCAAACAGCAUGUUUUAGUGUUUUUUUUAUUUGUGGCCUCUUUCAUUUUGCACAGUGUGGAAAUGGGGUCUGAACACAUGCAGAGUGGUGCUUUAGUUCUCUCAUAUUGUUCCUGCUGUGGAGGGUGUGCGGUGGUCUCAGAGCCCAUCUGUGUGUAUGUGUAUGUGUGCAGGUAUAUGCGUGUCUGUUGCUCCAUCAUUAGAUCAAGCGUGUUGCAUUGAUAAACCAGAGGAGAGUAUUGAAAGCGCUCACUGACAGAGAUGCUGCACAUGAGGCUUGGCACUUCUGCUCUACGUGGUGCAUGAAUGCAUUUGGUCAGAUGAGGAAUGAUGCUAUGGACUAUUAUCAUCAUAUGAACGGCACAGAUGAAGAGGGUUAGCAUGUCUCGUCCUGUAUGGAGUUCAGUACAGAUGCCCUGUUUCCUCUGGUUCUUACUUCUGUCCUGUUCUGUCAAAAUGAGCUCUUCUGCAUCUGAGUUAGGUUUGGAGGACGUGUUCUUUCACCCCCAGUCCCUGAGCACUGAAGAAGGUCAUGAUGUUUUCUUUCAAUGCGUUUCUGGUGAUAGUUUUCCUCCUGCACAGAUUUCAUGGUUAAAGAAUGGCCGAGUUCUCACCAUAGGAAACCAGAUUCAGGGGCAGUAUGGUGGAGGGAGCCAAAGGAAGACAUCGGGCACUUUGCACAUGGCUAACGUCACCAAAGCAGACCAAGGAAUUUAUGUCUGCAUUACCCACAAUCCCCUGCUAAACAUAACUAAAAAAAGUCAUGCAGCAACUCUGACAGUAUAUGGUUCCAGCAUGAACGUAAAGAUCGUUGAAGGUCCACAGAACAUCACUGUAGCUGUUGAAAUGGAAGCGGUUCUGCAUUGUGUUGUUGAAGGCUUUCCCAUUCCCACAGUACAGUGGUUUAAAGACGGACAUCCAAUACUCAAUACCUCUAGAUGGAGUCUACAGAAGGAUGGACAGCUGCUGGUUUUUCAGAGAGUUUUGUCAGAAGACGAAGGGUUUUAUUUCUGUGAAGCUAGCAAUAAGAAGGAGAACGUGAUUUCACAACCAGCCUACCUCCUUCCUGCAGUUAUGGACUGGUCCUUAAAUCUGGAAUCAGUCAAGAUAACAGUCAGGAAGGGGGAUUCUGCGAUACUUUUCUGUAGACCUCCACAAUCCAGACCCCAAACACAAGUGACCUGGUAUAAAAACAACCAGCCACUCCAUCCGGGACUUCACCACACAACUGAUCCUAACGGAGACCUGCGCAUCCACAGUGUGCAAGAAACAGAUACGGGAUAUUAUUUCUGCAGAGCAUCUAAUUCUCAUGUCAAAAGGGCUCUCGCCUCAAAAAAAAUCUUUCUGGGUGUUCUUGAACCUCCAUCCGUGACUAUCUGGCCGAAGUUGGUGACGUCUCCUGUAGGAGGUGAGGUUAAAGUUCACUGUCAGGUGUCAGGACACCCUGCUCCUAUAAUAAAGUGGUCAAAACAGGGCCAGUCGGUACAAACCGGUGGCAAAAUAAUCAUGGGGGUAAGAAACAGCACUCUCUACAUUUCAUCAGUCAGAGUUUAUGAUGAAGGUCUGUACACAUGCUCCGCAUCCAACACAGCGGGUCAUGAUGAGAAAACCAUGACUCUUCAUGUUGCUGAGAAACCUGUCAUCGUUUCAUUUAUUGCAUCAGUCACUGUCUCAGAAGGAUCUCGUGUUAGUCUACCCUGUCGAGCCGUUGGAGAUUUUCCUGUCAAAUAUACUUGGAUCCGAGCUGCCUUGAUCCGAGAAACACUUGAACUGUCUCAUCCAACCGCUCCUACAUCACUCCCACUACAGAUACACAUUGAUGAUAAUGGGACACUGGUCAUCUCCAGCAUCCAUCGAGCCGAUGCAGGAGAAUAUCACUGCACUGCAGAAAAUGGAGUCGGUCAGGAUAUGCGACAUACCAUCAUCACUGUGACUGAUGAAUCUGAUGUCUUGCCUAAUAAGGAAGCGCUGAGUGAAAACAAGCCCACUGUUUCCGAGAGUGCGCAAGAGCUUUUUACGAACGGCGGUCGCUAUGAUUCAAAGAUUCCAAGCUACACAGAGACAAAUAAACCCACUCAACACGCAACUGAAGAUUACACAAAGAUAUCAUCUUUAAAUGGUUUUAUGGAGGACUCGCCAACACGUACUCAUUCUGCCCAAGAUAUGACCCAGUUUGUCUCUCUUGAGUCAGCUGGCAUAAGCAAAGGAAGUAAUGAGCGCAUAAGAGGAUCCAUAGAAACACAAAAACCAACAGCUAUGCCCACCAACCCUACGUCAUUUCUCAAACUAAAAGAUACACAACCACACAUCCAACCAACACAACAGCUAACUGAAUCUCCAGUAACGAACCCAAACACAACUGAUCAGUCACCAUCAGACUCAUAUGCCUUUACCCAAUUUAAAAACAUUCAGAGCCAGACGUCAGGUUUAACUCUUCUGGAUGUGGACAACUUCACCGCCUUAACCUUUGUGGAAAAACACCAUAACCAGAGCCAAAUAACCGAGCAAUCUGAAGAAACCAAGUCGUCAGCGACAAACAAUACAGACCUUGUUGAGUCUCUGAAGAAAAAUACUUCUCAAGCCCCUAUGAGGACCACUGACAAUAAUGCAAGGGAGAAGGUGAAAUCUCAGACGUGGUGGCCUGUGAUUGAAAAACAUGACAUUCCUAUUGUGGUUGGAGUCUGCGUUUCCCUGGCGUUUAUUUUCGUUGCCAUGGCCUUUUACUCUUUGGUUCAGAAAAAGGAUCCGGCAGCUUUUCCUACUGGGAGAGCAGCUUUGAGGGGCAUCUGUGGGCCAUGCAGACAUGGGGAACGUCUUGCCAUAGAAGGGACUUACGAUAACAAGGCAUUUGAGGAUGAUAAUUUGGUGGCUGUUAUUGAGCAAAGCCCCAACACAUCAGAGACCAGAGCACUUCCACCAGAAUCCAGCCCGCCUGUCCUGCCCAUGGAACCGUCCUCCAGUGAUGAUCAACAAUCUGGCCAAGAUCUCCCAGUUAUUGUGGAGACACAUCCAGAGCCUAGAGAAGAGGACCAGCUGGAGACUAUAUUUGAGGAAGGGAUGGCCACUCCCUCACCGCAUUCUGACAUUCAGCUGCAGUGCAUGGAUGACUGGAGAAGCAGUGAGUUUGAAGCCGGUCAGGACGCCCCCUCGCCUCCUCCACCCAAUCCCCCACCCGCCCAUGAGGAGGGCCUGCGCUCCUCUCUGACCCUCCAGACCAGCGAGCCCUGCUCGACUCCCGUGCGUCACAGCAUUAACAUCUCCCACGGGCUCUCUCCCCUCCUGCUGUCUCACUGCGUGUCCCUGGGCAUGACGUCCGUCGCCGUUGAUGUUCACUUUUACCCAUCAUCCCCCUCGGCGGCCACUCAUACUUCGUGUUCUGGCUUAGGAGCCCCGGGCCAGCAGAUCAACACCAGACUGGAGCAUGAAUUAACCGCACCAUCUACCAGCCACAGUAAAUAGACAAAACAAAGCAGUGAGAAAGCUUGUUUUUUUAAUGCUAUACGGUCAGUUAUUUUAGGGAUGGUGCUCUUUUGCUCUUAUUUUUUCUUAGAAUAUUCAGAUACGUCAAACAAUGGCAUUGUUGAAAUGUUUAUAUUAAAAUCUUCAAUAAUUUCGAGGUCAGUUUGUGACAUUGUUUAGGUUUCUCCUGAAACUAAUGGAGAUAUUUGUGAAAUUUCUGGAUCUUUUUCUUAGAUGAGAUAUGCAGGAGACUUCAGCAAAAGUUUACAUAUGCUCUCCAUUUAAUCUCGUUGAUGUGUAAGAAAAAUAAUGAAGGUAACAAAGGUUCUUUUUUAUGGCAUCUUCAGUGGAACACAAGAUGCUAAUUGUGUAUUAAAACAGUGCAAACAUCAUCUAAUUAAUAUUCAUGAGAAAGUUUUCUUUUGUGGCCACGCCCCCAGUUUUUACAUUUUAGCUACACUCCUGAUGAUAUUGAUUAAUAUUUUUCAGGUUCAUUGACAAAAAUGCAACAAAAAAGCAGGCACAUUCAACUUGAAAAGGGUGAUCAACCAAAACAAAUCAUAUCUGAAAAAUUUAUGAAAAGUCGGCAUACCAGAGCUCCAAAAAUAUUUCAAUAAUUAAGAUUUUUUUUAUAAAAAGUGUAACGUUCUGCGCGUGCGUGCUUGAAAUGUUACACGUUUCUGAAAGGCCAUUCAAUUUUUUUGAAGUCAGGUUAAUAGACACAAACUACUUUCUGCUUAUGCCAAGGAAUGUAUAAUAGUUCAUAUACUGUAUAUGUGUAUUUCUAAACAUUAGAUUUAGUUAUUUUUAAAGCAGAUAAUUUUGCUAGAAAAUCGGCCAAGAUAUUAUGUAAAAAAAUGUUGUAAAUGCAAUGAGAUGUAAAUGUAAAUGGUUCUAUUGUGCACAACAACUCGACUGUUACUUCUGCAUGUGCCAAAGGUUAAGAAAAUUUGGAAGAAAAUAUUCACUAUUUAUUUAUUUAUUUAUGUCCUGUUCUGUAAAGCAAUCCACUCAGUUGGCUUUUACAAAGAAGUAAAUAUAACCAAUUAAUACAAUAACUGUAGUCUCUUGUUGGCUUUUUCUCU
Molecule: messenger RNA, 5594 nt
Organism: Triplophysa rosa
Lineage: Eukaryota; Metazoa; Chordata; Actinopteri; Cypriniformes; Nemacheilidae
Product: hemicentin-1
Exons: 19
Coding region: 1417-4509 (1030 amino acids)
Biological process (GO): axon guidance; dendrite self-avoidance; homophilic cell-cell adhesion
Cellular component (GO): plasma membrane; axon
Molecular function (GO): cell-cell adhesion mediator activity
Source: RefSeq, a predicted model, not a curated record